CACGGCAUCGCAAGGUGUGUUUAAAGUGCUCGUAGGACGUCUUAGAAAUGGAUGUUUGAUCUAAAGUAAGACUUUAAAUUCAUGUUAUGAGAAAUUAAGUUUCCCCAAGACUAUCUUGGGUGUUCUCUGUGAGAACGCAAUUUUUUAUCAGGAUACUUAGCUAAAGGUUUAAAAUCUCCUGUAAGGUUAGGGGCAGUGGUGCAACAUGACAUCGGAGGAGCAAGCGACCACCACUAAGGCUAAAACCGAGGACGAAAGCAUAACCUGGUGGUACCGAUGGAUGUGCAAAGGCGGGGCGCUCGUCGGUGGGGUCUCUUGCGCUUUUGCCGGUUUAUUCAACUGUAUCACCAUCAACCCAUUAAAUAUCAUCGCAGGAGUGUGGAUGGUGAUGAAUGCCUUCGUCCUGUUCCUGUGCGAGGCGCCGUUCUGCUGUCAGUUCAUCGAAUUUGCCGAUGUCGUUUCCAGCCGUGUAGAAAAGCUCAGACCUUGGCAGAAGGGUGCCUUCUAUUGCGGAAUGGCAGUAGUUCCAGUCCUUAUAAGCCUUACCUUCACCACAUUGUUGGGAAAUGCGAUACCCUUUGCGACCGGAGUCCUGUGCGGUCUGGGAUCCCUGGGGAAAAAGGGAGGGGCUACAACUUACAACCAACUGGAUCAGCAGAAACAGGGCAAUGAAGAGACAGACACAUGUGAGGUGGUUGCUCUGUGACCCCCCCCCCCCCCCCCCCCCCAACCUCCUAUCAGAAACCUGACCAGCUGAUGUAUUUUUCUUCCCCUCCUGAGUGUGUUUGCCACCCUGUGGCGAGGAACUAGUGAAGCAAUGAUACCAUCAACCGGCCCAAUGGGAGAAAAAAAGAUGGUCACCAUAGUAACCUGAUCAGUGAGACCAUGCUGCAUUUGUUCCAUGGCUUUCUUAUUCAACCUAACACGUCAGUAGUACUUGUUUGGAUGUUAUAUUUUUUAGUUUUAGUAUACACGUUCAGAGUGGGGGAAGUGUGUAGCUCAAGGGCUUGGGUCUGUGUUGAGAAGGUUUUGGGUUUGAAUCCUUGUUAGACCCCUGAGUGAGGCCCUCAACCCCUACUCCUCCAGGGAUGCUGUCUGACCUGGCUCUCUGACGCAAAGCUCUCCUCGUGUGUACAUUGCUAAAUUGAAAAAUGUCAAAGCAAAGUGCAGAUUUAUUUUAAAGUUAGCUGAAGCAAUUUGGGUUAAGUACCCCCACAGUACCGCAGGGGCACCUAUCGUCAGAGAAAAGGGAAUAGACAUCUUAUUGCAGGUGUACUGUAGGCUCUUCAUCUGGUUUGGAAUUUCUCAAUAUUGUUUAAUAAGAAUACUGAAUACUUGCUGUGACCAUGUACUAAAAACUUCCACAAUAACUUUAAUAAAUGACCACUUUUAUACAAACAUGAGUUUGUAUAAAAAACAAUUUA
This is a messenger RNA of Brienomyrus brachyistius, 1424 nucleotides long. Its product is annotated as calcium channel flower homolog. Bases 206 to 706 code for a protein of 166 amino acids. Gene Ontology annotation, cellular component: membrane. Lineage: Eukaryota; Metazoa; Chordata; Actinopteri; Osteoglossiformes; Mormyridae. Gene Ontology annotation, biological process: vesicle-mediated transport. The transcript has 6 exons. The record is from RefSeq and is a predicted model, not a curated record.